CAAGUUUAGCCGCCGCAGGCGCAUGUGUGUUAGCAAAAAAAGUUUUAAGUGUUAAGUAAACAGUAAUUGUGCAAAGUUAUAAACAAACAAUAAUGGAAUGGUUCGUCACUAAAGAUGGGAAAUACAGGAUAGAAUCAUUGUCUGCUUCUACUGUGCCGGGGGCACUACAAGUGAUAAGGGAGUCAUUCUGCCAAGAUGAAGCAGUAUGUAUUGGAGCAGGGGUUAACAAAAACCCCUUAGCGGCCGAAGAGCUGUUGGAAUUAUGUGCAGAUGCAGCUCUUGAUGGCGCAUCUUUAGUGGCCGUCGUAGUAGACAGCGGCGACGUUGUUGCAGCUUCAUUCAACAAAAUACAGGUUGCAGCAUCCGAUUCUUCUGAGAAACCAUUUUUCGAAGUAUUCGCGGAAGAACGCUGCUCGCAGGAGUCUGCCAAGUCUCUUAUCCAGUUUAUGGCAAAUGUUGAUGGAAGAUGCAAUCUGUUUCAAAAGUAUGGAGUAGACUGCAGUUUAGAAAUAAUGUUUUUGGCCACUCUUCGAGAGCACAGAAAACAAAGGUUAGGGGAAUUCCUCUGCAAGUUUUCGAUCGAGCUAGCAAAAGAAUUAAAAAACGGGCCUGUCGCCGAAAUAACUGUUGAAGAUUUGGGGCCCAAGUAUUCGAGCAUGAAAUCGAGAUCUGCUAUCACGGCAUAUCCAAAAAUAUGUCAGGCAAUAUGGACGGCUGAACCUACAGCAAAAAUUGGAAGACGACUAGAAUUUACUGAACAUUUGGUUGUGUCCUUUAGUGAAUUUGUUUAUGAUAGUAAAACUUACACUGAAAGGAUAGGAACUGAUGGUGCUGAGUGUAUUGUGGCAGCUCAACCCCUUUAUUAAGUGAAAC
Messenger RNA from Chilo suppressalis (striped riceborer), 873 nucleotides. NCBI's taxonomy places the organism in Eukaryota, Metazoa, Arthropoda, Insecta, Lepidoptera, Crambidae. The record is from the annotation of a GenBank genome assembly.